UCGAGGCUCAUGAUUCUUGGGGGUAUCAUCAUUUUCUCAGUGCUAUGGUGCAUCAUUCGCUGCGCGUGCUGCGCCAAAUCAUGUUGCUGCUCGUGCUUCAAGUGUCUCCAGUGCUGCGGUAAUUGCUGCGGGUGCUGUGACCCUCCAAGGGGGGACCGAAGGCAGUAUCUUGACGAGCCGUACAUCCCGCCAAAUCAGGGUUACAAGUCGCAGGAGCCUAUGCACCUUGGGUAUGACAGUCGCCCUACUGCACCCCCUGUUUUUAGUGGCGGUGGUGGUGGUGGUGGAUAUGCCGCUUCGACGGGCGUGACAAGCAAACCCCAAUAUGCUGAAUUCGAUGUCGGCAAGAACAAGCCUGGAAAUGAAGAUGCACUUCCCGAGAUGCCGAGCUGGGAAGGUGCGGAGAGCAAGAAGAUCGUGUUGGAAGAGGAGGAGGAGGCCGUGGAGAUGAACCAGUUGAAGAAGCCCGAAGCCAACUCACCAAACGCGCAAAGCCCGACCAGUGAUGAAUGGAGUAGCUGCGGCGGGUGCAAUACCUGGGCGUGGUUCUACGAGCCCGAACCCGGGGAACAGAAGCCCUUACGGACCACCAGGCGCUGGAGCACAAUCUAA
This is a messenger RNA of Podospora anserina S mat+, 612 nucleotides long. RefSeq lists its product as uncharacterized. The annotation marks the transcript as partial. The transcript has a single exon. NCBI's taxonomy places the organism in Eukaryota, Fungi, Ascomycota, Sordariomycetes, Sordariales, Podosporaceae. The record is from RefSeq and is a predicted model, not a curated record. Gene Ontology annotation, cellular component: plasma membrane; cellular bud neck.